This is a messenger RNA of Pyrenophora tritici-repentis Pt-1C-BFP, 969 nucleotides long. RefSeq names its product Ifi-6-16 multi-domain protein. Gene Ontology annotation, cellular component: membrane. NCBI's taxonomy places the organism in Eukaryota, Fungi, Ascomycota, Dothideomycetes, Pleosporales, Pleosporaceae. The record is from RefSeq and is a predicted model, not a curated record.
AUGGGUGCCAAAAUGACCAAAGAAGACGGGCUAAGUACUGCAUCAAUCCAGAGGAUGUACGCAGCUCGAGCUAUCGCGGCAAAGAGGGCAUACGAGCACAAAUUCAGAAUGCCAAGUCUAAAGAGCGACCACCCUGCACCCCCCCACACAGAUGAUAAGGACCCAAAGGAUAAAGAAGACUCCACUGUCGAAGCAGACGAGAAGGCAACAAGCGAUAGCUCUUCCACGUCCCCCAACGCCCCGCCAGAGACCGAACGCCCCACAAGACCCAACACUUCUCUGGCAAGCAGAACCGUUGCAGAGGCCAUCCGAAACACCGCAGGUACCCCCAUCACUAUGAAAGUCGCUCUCGCAAGCUACCACCUCGCAAACGCCAUCCGUGCCUUCGGUCGAAAAGCCAGUUGCGCAUUCGACAGAGCCAUCGAAGCUCUGCGCCAGAUCGACAUCAUCGACGUCGCAAAGGCAGCCACCAAAUGGAUGAAAGAGCAUCCUUGGGAGACGGCCGCGAUUCUCGUUCCGCUCAUCCUCCUCGCCUGCACUCCGGCAUUCCUGAGCAUCGCUGGUUUCACGGCUGGCGGUAUUGCUGCUGGAAGCAUUGCAGCAGGCGUCCAUGCAGGCAUCGGAAGUGUUGCAGCCGGUUCGACAUUCGCAAUCCUCACGAGCGCUGCGAUGGGCGGGUAUGGUGUGCCGAUCGUAUUUGGUGGCGUCUGGGCUAUAAGCACUGCGGUCAUGGGCGGAAUCGCGGCUUGGAAGAGAUGGCGAGGUGGAGGUAGCGGUGGCGGUAGCGGUGGCAGACUUCUCAUCGGGGGACACAACGGCGAUGGCGGAGAUGGUGGUGGCAGCGAUUCUGACGAUGACUCGAUCCCAGUCAAGAACGGCAACCCGAGUGGAGGUGGUGGUGACUGCGGCGAGACUGCUGCUGUUUACAAGCAUGCAGCAGUCAAGAAGGAACUGAUCAAACAGGACUGA